GGGAUAUCCACUGCUUUAUCCUUUUGUUAUCCUUUUGUUGAGAUCGCACUUUGUUAUAUAUCCCUCUGCACUAUCGAUCAGAAUAUAUCAGAAUAUAUCAGAAUAUAUCAGAAUAUAUCUGGCUGCUCUUCGAUUUCGUCUGAUUCAUUUGACCUAACUCUUCUCAUUUCGCUCAACUCAAUUCUCUUUUCCUCUCUACCCAUUUCCUUUCUGUCUAGUUCACACUGCGUCUGUCUCCCUAUUCUUCUCAUCUCCUUAUCUAUCCACCACCAUGCUUAGAACUGUAACAAAUCCCUUAAGAAGAUUGCCAAAUCUUGUUUCAGCUUUUACUGUCUUAAGAAAAUCUCCUUCAUGCCUCAACCGUAAUUAUGCUACAAUUGAAGCCAAAACCACCGAUGGCGAUGAUUUAGUCAACAUCACUUUGCCUCCAACUUCUUUCGAAGGUUACGAGUUGGAAGGCCCAGAUUUAACUUUUACCACCGAGAAAACAACUUUACUACAAAUGUAUAAAGACAUGAUCAUCAUCAGAAGAAUGGAAAUGGCUGCUGAUGCCCUAUAUAAAGCUAAGAAAAUCAGAGGGUUUUGUCAUUUAUCAAUUGGUCAAGAGGCCAUUGCUGUUGGUAUUGAAAACGCCAUAACUAAAAAGGAUACUGUUAUAACCUCCUACAGAUGUCAUGGUUUCACCUUCAUGAGAGGUGCUUCUGUUAAAGAAGUGUUGGGUGAAUUGAUGGGCCGUAGAUGUGGUGUUUCCUUCGGUAAGGGAGGCUCAAUGCACAUGUAUGCUCAGGGUUUUUACGGUGGUAAUGGUAUUGUUGGUGCUCAGGUUCCUUUGGGUACAGGUCUAGCUUUUGCUCACAAGUACAGAGGCGAAAAAAACUGCAACUUCACCCUUUACGGUGAUGGUGCUGCUAAUCAAGGACAGGUGUUUGAGUCGUUUAACAUGGCUAAGCUCUUUGACUUGCCAGUCGUCUACUGCUGCGAAAAUAACAAGUAUGGUAUGGGCACUUCUGCUGCAAGGUCUUCUGCCUUAACCGACUACUACAAAAGAGGUCAAUAUAUUCCAGGUUUAAAGGUCAAUGGAAUGGAUAUUCUAGCUACUUACCAGGCCUCCAAGUUUGCCAAAGAUUGGACCAUCUCCGGCAAUGGUCCUUUGGUAAUUGAAUUCGAAACCUAUAGAUAUGGUGGUCACUCAAUGUCCGAUCCUGGUACCACUUACAGAACUAGGGAAGAAAUCCAACACAUGAGAUCUACAAAUGACCCAAUUAAUGGUCUUAAAAACAAAUUGCUAGAAUUCAACAUUGCUUCUGAAGACGAAAUCAAAGCUUACGAUAAAGCUGCCAGAAAAUACGUCGACCAACAAGUUCAAGAAGCUGAUAACUCUCCUCCUCCUGAAGCCAAAAUGAGCAUUUUAUUCGAAGACGUUUAUGUUCCUGGUAGUGAGAUCCCUGUGUUAAGAGGUCGUAUCUCUGACGACUCUUGGGAUUUUGCAAAAGGUUCUUUUGUUUCGGAAAAUAGAGUCCAAUAGUUGUUUCAACCAUAACAACCAUACUAUAUUUUAAUGAUUUAUCCAAAAUUUGAUUUUU
Molecule: messenger RNA, 1583 nt
Organism: Ascoidea rubescens DSM 1968
Lineage: Eukaryota; Fungi; Ascomycota; Saccharomycetes; Ascoideales; Ascoideaceae
Gene: PDA1
Product: pyruvate dehydrogenase (acetyl-transferring) subunit E1 alpha
Exons: 1
Coding region: 272-1525 (417 amino acids)
Biological process (GO): pyruvate decarboxylation to acetyl-CoA
Cellular component (GO): intracellular membrane-bounded organelle
Molecular function (GO): pyruvate dehydrogenase (acetyl-transferring) activity
Source: RefSeq, a predicted model, not a curated record